AGAAAGCUCAAAGGGACAGUCGGCAGAGGAAGGGAGACCAGAGGGCGGCUUGCAAGGAUUUUGUCUUGGGUUAUAACCGUUGACAAGCCACUUCACUGCCCACAUAUUUAAGUUUAUCUGAGUAUGAGAUGGAGGCAACAAUAUUUACACAUCUCACUGGGGACUUAGGAAAACAAUAUUUCUGACAGACCACUUGGGAUCCAUGGAUGGAAGGUGGUAUUGUUUGGGGCAGGCGGGAUACCUACCGCGUGCGCCACAGAGCUUUGGACCACUAAAGGUCUUACCCUGCCCUGGGAUCCCUGAGGCCCCUUGUAAAGUCCAGCGUUCUGGUUCAUUACCUAAAGGACCCCCUUUCUUCUAACCUUUCAUUUCAACAAUCCAAACCCCUGCCUGCCUUGGGCAGAUUCUUAAAAUAUUUGCCCAUCAGCACCCUCUCAGAGAGGAAUGUCAAAUGCUGCCCUGAUGUCAAAAGGGCCCCAAGGAGAAGCGUCUUGCCAGACCCAGCCUGUCACUCAUGGCCACGGCAGAGCGGGAGAUAAGCAAAGGCGAAGGCUCAGAGAGAGACUGGUUCCCUGGGCUCCCUGAACCACCCAGAGGAUCUGUGCGGGUUGGCGCUGCAGGGCGAGACGGUUAGCUGUCAAGAACAAUGAACUGCCAGGUACCACUGCCCAAGUAAAAGCCAGGAGUCUGAGGCUCUUCUGAUUCCUCGCCCUUGUCAACCCUGCAUCAGGAUGUCCGGAGCCUCCAAGGAGGGCCUGGAGACCCGAGGGCUGCCGGUGUCAGGCAAGGCCUGCUUAACCACCAUGGACAAAAAGCUUAAUGUGCUAAAUGAGAAGGUGGACAAACUCUUGCAUUUCCAAGAAGAUGUCACGGAGAAACUGCAGUGUGUGUACCAGGGAAUGGGCCACCUGGAGCAAGGCCUACACCGGCUGGAGACCUCUCAGAUUCUGGGCCCGGGGGGGGCUGACCAUACUCCUCCCGUUGACUCACAGGCUGGGUGGCCGGAGGUCCUGGAGCUGGUGAGGGCUGUGCGGCAGGAGGCUGCCCAGCAUGGUGCCAGGCUUGAAGCCCUGUUCAGGAUGGUAGUGGCUGUGGACAAGGCCAUAGCUUUGGUGGGGGCCGUGUUCCAGAACUCGAAGGUGGUGGAUUUCAUCAUGCAAGGGAGUGUCCCCUGGAGGAAAGGAAGCCUGGCUGAUGGCCCUUUGGAGAACAAAGAUCGAGUGGAAGAGAAAGGAGCAAAGCCAAAGCGUGCGCUGAGCACCAGAGCUGUGCAAGCUGAGAUCAGAGGGCCUUGGGAAGAGAGCCAGAAGACAAACCUGCCAGAGGGGACAGAGGAGAGGCUGACCCCCGUCAAUGCUUCCGAGAUAGGAUCUGACCUCCUGACCCAAGCAGAGGCCCAACCAGAGCAGGAAGGAAUUGUUCCUGGCCCAGCCCAAGUGCCCCCUGGCCUCCUGCCGCUGCACACAGAGGCGGAAGCCAAAGCUCCUGGAGCAUUCGCUGAGAACCCUGGGACUGGCCUGGAAUUGUCUGCAGCAUCCAACAGGGUCCGUGAGGCCCCCACCAGCCAGGAAGCUUUGCCCAGUACAGACCAAGGAUCAUCAUUCAGCAGGCCUGACCCGCAGCCCUCAGAGCCAGGCAUGAGGCUCACUCCAGGGCUGCCAGCCCAAGCCAAGGCAGCUCAAGGUGGUGGAGAAACACCUGCCAGGAUCUCCAUCCAUGUACAGGAGACAGAUAACCCUGGGGAGAUGCUUGUGACACGAGGGGACAGCCUCAGACCCAUGCCCCCUGUGGAGGCUCCCACAGCUGCCCAUCCAGGUGAGCAGGACCCAUCUGGGCCCACGCCCCAGACCCCUGCAACCAAGUCAGAAGAACAGAUCUCAAAAGGAGCCAGCAAGAUUUCCCCACUGCGGAAACGGAGCAGCCAUGAGGGAGUAAAGCCAGAGGAGAAGCAGGGGCCUGGGGCUGAGUCCACCACGGGACCAAGCGGGGCCAUGAGGGACAAAGGAAGUGAUGCUGGAGCCACAGGCUGGCAGCAGGACAAAGGCAUGGGAGCAGGAAAUCCUGAGCCUGGGAAGGACUGCACAGCCGGGGGUGCAGGCAGAGCUGAAGCAGGAAGGAGCACGCCCCUUGGAGCUGAAGCUGGGAGUGUGGUUCUGGAUGACAGCCCAGCCCCACCAGCCCCCUUUGAACACCGGGUGGUGAGUGUCAAGGAGACCUCGACCUCGGCAGGUUACACAGUGUGUCAGCAUGAUGUCUUGGGAGGGGGCCGGUUUGGCCAGGUCCACAGGUGCACAGAGAAGUCCACAGGGCUCUCGCUGGCAGCCAAGAUCAUCAAAGUGAAGAGUGCCAAGGACCGGGAGGAUGUGAAGAAUGAGGUCAACAUCAUGAACCAGCUCAGCCAUGUGAACUUGAUCCAGCUCUAUGAUGCCUUUGAGAGCAAGAACAGCUGUACACUUGUCAUGGAGUAUGUGGAUGGGGGUGAACUCUUUGACCGGAUCACAGAGGAGAAGUACCAGCUGACCGAACUGGAUGUGAUCUUGUUCACCAAGCAGAUCUGCGAGGGGGUGCAUUACCUCCAUCAACACUACAUCCUGCACCUGGACCUCAAGCCGGAGAACAUACUGUGUGUCAGUCAGACCGGACAUCAAAUUAAGAUCAUUGACUUUGGGCUGGCCAGAAGGUACAAGCCUCGGGAGAAGCUGAAGGUGAACUUCGGCACUCCAGAGUUCCUGGCCCCGGAAGUCGUCAACUAUGAAUUUGUGUCCUUCCCUACGGACAUGUGGAGUGUGGGAGUCAUUACCUACAUGUUACUCAGUGGUUUAUCCCCAUUUCUAGGGGAAACAGAUGCAGAGACCAUGAAUUUCAUUGUGAACUGUAGCUGGGACUUUGACGCUGAUACCUUUGAAGGGCUGUCGGAGGAGGCCAAAGACUUUGUUUCCCGUCUGCUUGUCAAAGAGAAGAGCUGCAGAAUGAGUGCCACACAGUGCCUGAAACAUGAGUGGCUGAAUAAUUUGCCUGCCAAAGCUUCAAAAUCCAAAGUUCGUCUCAAAUCCCAGUUAUUACUGCAAAAAUACAUGGCUCAGAGAAAAUGGAAGAAACAUUUCUACGUGGUGACAGCUGCCAACAGGCUAAGGAAAUUUCCAACUAGUCCCUAAUUCUCAACACUGCUGCUCCCAUGGGCCCAGAAAUUAUUGAGACUGGUGAUGAAGUGAUGAUUCAAGAUUUUUAAUAAUUCAGUCUUGUACUAAUAUUGAUUCCUCUUAUUUCGUAAAGAAAGGUUAUGGCUGUUGCCUUCCUUUUGGAUGAAAAGUGGCUGUAAGGAAAGUGACCUACAAACUUUUUUUCUGCCUUAUAAGAUCAUAUAUGAUGAAAUGCUGUGUUUACUUUUCAAGUAUAACUACUUUGGGUGAUAAGCGUAGGCAUGCUUUAGGUAGGUAGGAAAGCUUCUACUUUGUAUGCAUCAAAUUUAAAGUCUAAACUUACUCUGAUUAAAGAACUAAAUAGGCUAUUACACGGGGCAUGUUAUUCAGUGCUAUUCCCUCCAGUACAAAGAAUUCUUAGAAUUUUGAUUUGCUCGAGAGUGAGCUGACAUUUUACUAUACUACCCUGCUCUUGUGGAAAGCAAUGUGGAUUUAGGCCAAUGAUCCUCAAACUUGUUUUAACUUGUGUUCUCUUUUGAGAAUCAAACCAUGCAUCCUUUAAUAUUCUUUGAAACUUCAAAAUAUACCACCUAUCCUGGCUAAAUCAGAACUAUGAUUAUUUUGAAUGUGCUUUUUAAAUCUAUACACACCUCCACCCUCUUCUAAUUGGCCCUGUCAGGGCAUUGGUAGUCUCACUCCUGAACUCCCUUCUUCAGUUACAAGCUUAGGGUCUAGUAAAUCUGGAACUGACAGGCAAUAUGGAAAAGAGGGUAAGAGUGUAAUGAUGUUCAGCUUUCUGAGAGAAACACAAAUGGUAUAUCAUGAGACAACAAACUGCUCUGUUACAGCUUUAGUAAGGAUAUACCACUUUCAGGGGUGCCUGGGUGGCUCAGUGGGUUUUAAGCCUCUGCCUUCAGCCUCUGCCUUCAGCUCAGGUCAUGAUCUCAGGGUCCUGGGAUCAAGCCCCCCCAUUGCAUGGGGCUCUCUGCUCAGCAGGAGCCUGCUCCACCCCAUGCCCCAGCCUACUUGUGAUCUCUGUCAAAUAAAUAAAUAAAAUCCUUAAAAAAAAAAAAAAGGAUAUCCCACUUUCAGUGUUGUCAUUUAACUUAUAAAAUUAGUAACAAGAAGCACUUUAUUAUUUGAAAGUAACAAAUGCUUUUAAUUUUCUUGCUUCUAACCUGAUUUUUGUGCUAUCCUCAUGAACUUCUCAGGUCAGCAGUUUUAAUUACCGUUAGCUUAGUUUUUGUUGUUGUUGUUUUUACUUUUAGUUUUUAAUUAGCCAUGCAACAGUUUCACAGCCUUUCAGGAUUUUUGUUCAAAUAAAGACCCUGCUUUUUUUGGCAGAGGGCGUGGGUGUGGGGAGAGAGGCAGAAGGAGGUGAGGGGAGUCCUACUGCUGCAGUUCUCAAGUUGUAACUUUUCUCCAGAAGGCUAACUCUUGUCGAGAACUAAGAUUUUUCAGUACCAGCAUAUGCAGGCCUGCUCCAAGCUGGCCAGCUAGUGGAUGAACAUCAGAACAGAGAGCUGCUGAAAAUCUCCCUUUCAUGGGAGAGUACCCUGAUUUAAGAUAAUGCCUUAUUUUAAAACAAGCUACUUCUCUGAAAAGGUUUUAGGAAGGCAACCUCCAGAAGGAGCCAGAGUUACCUUAUAAUUCUGUCAGGUACUGUGAUUCUUACAUCCCUUGGGAUUUCUAUGCUAUGAAUCUUCUCCCCAGAAAAACAUAGUUAGCUACCUUGCUUGAUCUAAGAGCACCACUGACAGAAAUAUUAUACGAACCAUAUACAUCACUUUAAAAAUUUCUAAUA
Molecule: messenger RNA, 4944 nt
Organism: Lutra lutra (Eurasian river otter)
Lineage: Eukaryota; Metazoa; Chordata; Mammalia; Carnivora; Mustelidae
Gene: MYLK3
Product: myosin light chain kinase 3
Exons: 14
Coding region: 732-3155 (807 amino acids)
Biological process (GO): protein phosphorylation; intracellular signal transduction; positive regulation of apoptotic process
Cellular component (GO): nucleus; cytoplasm
Molecular function (GO): protein serine/threonine kinase activity; ATP binding
Source: RefSeq, a predicted model, not a curated record